Messenger RNA from Archocentrus centrarchus (flier cichlid), 1257 nucleotides. It is a transcript of the gene gjd4, whose product is annotated as gap junction protein delta 4. The transcript has 2 exons. Gene Ontology annotation, cellular component: connexin complex. Gene Ontology annotation, biological process: cell-cell signaling. The coding region runs from base 1 to 1257 and encodes 418 amino acids. Gene Ontology annotation, molecular function: gap junction channel activity. The record is from RefSeq and is a predicted model, not a curated record. Lineage: Eukaryota; Metazoa; Chordata; Actinopteri; Cichliformes; Cichlidae.
AUGGUGGGAUCAAGCGCCUCAGAGGUGCUCUUUUUCUCUGUCAAUCACAGCAUCACUUUGAUGGGAAAGGUGUGGCUCAUUACGAUGAUCUUCCUCCGUGUCCUGAUCCUCCUCUUUGCCGGUUACCCUCUCUACCAGGACGAGCAGGAGAGAUUUGUGUGUAACACCAUCCAGCCUGGCUGCGCUAACGUCUGCUACGAUCUGUUUUCUCCUAUUUCGCUCUUCCGCUUCUGGCUGGUGCAGCUUGUCACCUUGUGUAUCCCUUACAUCAUCUUUGUCGUCUACGUGGUCCAUAAGGUCUCAGAAACCCUCACAAUGGACCUGAGCUCACAGAAACAAACCAAAGCCUUUCAGCUGCUUAAGAUCCACCAGGAGCAGUUCAACAAGAUGCCUCUCAUAGUAGAGCAGCGAGGGCGUGCCCGGUGCUUCACUGGAGCCUACAUCCUCCAUCUGAUGUUCAGGACACUGCUGGAAGCAGGCUUUGGAGCAGCUCACUACUAUCUGUUUGGUUUCUACAUCCCCAGGAGGUUUCUGUGCCAGCAUCCUCCCUGCACUACCCAGGUGGACUGCUACAUCUCCAGGCCCACUGAGAAGACCGUGAUGCUCAACGUUAUGCUCGGUGUGGCUGCUCUGUGCCUUUUCCUAAAUGUGCUGGAUUUUAUUUGUGCCAUCAAGCGCUCCGUGAGACAGAAGAGCAAGAGGAAGAUGAUGGUGGAGAAAAUAUUUGAAGAAGAGCAAUGUUUCCUUUCAGCAGGAGGAGUGUCCAAGGGGAACGACCAAGAGCGAGAAGCACAAACCAGUCAAGCGGGGCGGUUCCAGAAGAGGAGAGGCAGCAAGGGCUCUUGUGGAGGAGGGAUAUGCAAUUUAGGUCAGGAAUUACCCUCCACGGAGCGUUGCUCUCUCCCUCGUUCUCUAGGACCACUGGGCUGCACCACCAAUGGGAACAAUGCAGACUCAGUUUCCCAAGAGGAUGUUCCAGAAAGGACUGGCAGUGAGGUGGCUCUCUGCCCCCUGGAGCCCAUGGGAACACCCCGAUCCAUUCGUGUUAGCAAACGGGGCCGACUCAAACCUCCACCUCCACCCAGACGUGACCUUGGGUUGCCCUCUGUGGGGGCAUCGGCCCCAAUCGGGGAUAUUUCCACAGCAACAGCGAUCUGUACCAGGAAGGUGGGUCAGUAUACACUGGUUGAGCUGGGCAGCGGCACAGAGCUACAGACCAAUGAUGACGGGCAGGAGAAACGAUCAGAGUGGGUAUGA